CAGGUUUUUUUUCCUUUUUACUUUUUUUUCCUGCUACCCCUCAUUGAGCCACUUGAGCGUGGAGCAGAUGGAAAGAUUGUAGUGGGGGGAAAGUAAGCAAGCAGCAGAGAGAGAGUGAGUAUUGGAAGAAGCCAUGCAGAGAGUGAGGCAGCCCAGAGACGAUGCUUGAUGAGCUGACCAGAAAGUCUUUCUUCCACUUUGCCUCAGAGAGACCAAGGAAUCAGACAGGACAGCCCUGAGGGGAGACAUCAUCUCAUCGUCCCAGCUGACGGGCAAAACCCAGCCCAGGACGUGUAGAGCACAGGAAAGAAAGAAAGAGUUAGAGACGAGGAGAGGAGUUCUGCAGAUGAGAGUUAAAGCAGGGAGGCAGAGGGAGAUGCUCAGAGGGACCAGAUAGUGAGUGACCAAAGUGAAACAAGUAACAGGAUUGCUGAAGGUGUGUCCACAAAGACUGCUCAAAGAAAGGGCGACACACCAGAGUCACCCGAACAAAGGCAAGUGAAGCAGAGAGUGAAAGAGUGAGAGCAGGCAGAAUCAGAGGAACGAGCUAGAUAAGGAUGGCCAACUCAGGUCUCCAGUUGUUGGGCUACUUUCUAGCAUUAGGCGGAUGGAUCGGCAUCAUCUCCACCACCGCUUUGCCCCAGUGGAAGCAGUCGUCGUACGCCGGCGAUGCCAUCAUCACGGCCGUGGGUCUGUACGAAGGGCUGUGGAUGAGCUGUGCCUCGCAGAGUACAGGACAGGUGCAGUGCAAGAUCUUCGACUCCAUGCUCUCGCUGGACAUUCACAUCCAGACAUGUCGGGCCCUCAUGGUAGUGUCGGUACUGCUGGGCUUUAUCGGCAUCAUCGUCAGUGUGGUGGGCAUGAAGUGCACGAAGGUAGGAGAUAACAACCCAGCCACCAAAACCCGCAUCGCAGUGACUGGAGGAGCACUCUUCCUGCUCGCAGGUCUAUGUACACUGGUGUCUGUGUCCUGGUAUGCCACUCAGGUGUCCUAUCAGUUCUUCAACCCAAAUACACCGCCCAAUGCUAGGUAUGAGUUUGGCUCGGCCCUGUUUGUGGGCUGGGCGGCGGCCAGUCUGACGGUCCUGGGCGGCUCCUUGCUGUGCUGCUCCUGCUCUAAAGACGACAUGCGAGGGCAGCAAUAUUACCGCCAAUCACAGCCUUCCACAGCCAGGGAGGCAGAGUUGUUGAGUGAAACUAGUUUCCCUGACUGAUCAGCCCCUGCCUUUUUAUCGAGGACUGUCCGACUGUCCAACCGUUGUCUUCCCCCCUUUCUUUCCUGUUACCUCUUAGACCCUCAAUUUGGACCUCUUGUAGUAGAACAUUCCCCUUUCCUCAAUACAACAUCGGCACCUUAUCAGUUUUAAUGGGAACCAAGAUGCAUUGUCUUCUCCCAUUGUUUCCCUACCUUCUGAGCCUUUUCUGUAAAUAUGGACUCUUAAAGGAUUUGUGAUCAGAUCUUCUAUUUAAGAAAUGAGGUGGUCUCCUCCAUUUCAGCCUUUCCACUCUUUACUACACCUCCCACAACCCCCUCUGUCCCAUUAUUGGACAAAAGUUAACAAUGAGAUGAAACCCUUUGUGAUUUUUGUUGCGCUGAUUUAUGAUUUAUAUCCUAUGACCUCUGGGUUUUUUUUGUAAAUGUGUCUUUUGGGUUUAUUUUGUUCGCUGUGACUGUAUUUUGACUGAAACGUGUCUUUUUUUCCCUUUUGAAUUGCAGACCAAAUGUUAAAAGUACCCCACCAGAGAAAAGGGAGCAGUACUUGUAGUUUGGGAGAGUCUUCUGGCCUUACCAUGGUUUAGAUUCUGUCAACAUGACAAAACCCUCUCACUGAGGAAUCCAAAACAGACAGACAGCAUUAAAGAAAGAAUUUAUGAACAGCAACCUUUCAAGCAUACUGAAGCAACAUAAAUUAGAGUCUUUGUUGGAGUAAAAGAAAUUGUUUGUGGAGGUUUUAUGAAAUUGAUAAAGAUGAUAUCCUUGUCUUGUCUGUUUUGUUGACUUUGGGAGAGACAGUCAUUCAGGGUAUGUUUUCUAUAACAUGUUAAAAUGCCCGGGUGUAUAUACCACCUAUUCUAUUCUUUUUUUUUUUUUUUUUUGUUUUCUUUACUACAUAUAUAAUGUUUUACUACAGUGCCUUAUAACACAUGUUUGUGCACAUGUAUGUUUUUGACUUUGUGGAUUCUUUAGAGUAUCCCGUCCCGUCUGAGGGAUGUGUGUCCAUAGCUCCUCUGCCAGCAGUUCUGUACGCCUUUAUUUUUUAUUAUUGUUGGAUUUCUGAAAAUGAAUGUGAAGCGACUCUGCAGUACCACUUACGGAACAACAAAGACACACGUACGAUAGAUCUUCAGCAUAGUGCCUUAUGCCACUGUUUGUAAGAAGCUGUGUGCCUGUUUCCAAGUAGCCUGGAUUGAGGAUAUACCCAGUACAUUUAUUUUGUUUGGUUAAAUGCCAAAAUGAUUUUGUGUGAAUGACAGAGUCGUUGUAUUAUUGACUCUAAAGGAUGUACUGUACCGUGUGCUGUCUCCUGUACUAAGGAACGCCAGUUUGCUGAGCGUUCAAAUGCCCCUCUGAUGCCUGCAUUUAUUUACCAUGCCAUUCCUUUCUCUAAUAUUUACCUCCUCGAUGUUGUGUAUCAUCUCAUUUAGCCCUGUCUGUUUCUUUUAGAAUAAAGUAAACAGAGACAUAAAAAUGG
Messenger RNA from Dicentrarchus labrax (European seabass), 2693 nucleotides. RefSeq names its product claudin 19 (gene cldn19). The transcript has 5 exons. Gene Ontology annotation, molecular function: structural molecule activity. The coding region runs from base 558 to 1214 and encodes 218 amino acids. Gene Ontology annotation, biological process: cell adhesion; bicellular tight junction assembly. The record is from RefSeq and is a predicted model, not a curated record. Gene Ontology annotation, cellular component: bicellular tight junction; plasma membrane. Lineage: Eukaryota; Metazoa; Chordata; Actinopteri; Moronidae.